Girardinichthys multiradiatus is the source of this 1591-nucleotide messenger RNA. It is a transcript of the gene coq2, whose product is annotated as coenzyme Q2 4-hydroxybenzoate polyprenyltransferase. Lineage: Eukaryota; Metazoa; Chordata; Actinopteri; Cyprinodontiformes; Goodeidae. The coding region runs from base 157 to 1314 and encodes 385 amino acids. Gene Ontology annotation, cellular component: mitochondrial inner membrane. Gene Ontology annotation, biological process: ubiquinone biosynthetic process. The transcript is spliced from 7 exons. The record is from RefSeq and is a predicted model, not a curated record.
CAUGUUGUUGUUUCCCGCGGACAAUAAUACCGAACGGACCACUACAGUAAAGAGCAAUCUGCUGCGUUAGUGGGCUUCUUUUCAGUAUAGUCUUUUUACCUUGGGGAUUUUUAUUUUUAAAGAAGGGAGAGUUGUGUUUGACCUAAGAAAAACGCCAUGUUCUGUGCCAGGCUGAGCCGCAGGUUAAGUUUGACCGCCAUGAGGUGGACCGAUGGGAGAGGGACGUGUCCCCCACCUUGUCUGUCCACCCUGUCCAGCUGCUUCCUCCAAAACCAAACAGCAAGGAGUAAAGAUUGUGUCCAUUCAGAGUCGAGACGAGCUUUGUGCAGCCAGAGUCGGGUUAGGUUCAGGUACAGAAAAACCCAGCGCUGUGGGAGCAGGUCGUUCAGUCUCUCCGGUGCUUCUGCUCAUGUUCAGCCUUACCUCAGACUGAUGAGGCUGGACAAACCCAUCGGAACAUGGCUACUGUACCUUCCUUGUACAUGGAGCAUUGCCUUGGCAGCAGAGCCUGAAUGCCUUCCAGAUCUUGGGAUGCUCGCCCUGUUUGGUACUGGCGCCCUGCUGAUGAGGGGUGCAGGCUGCACCAUCAAUGAUAUGUGGGACAAAGACUUUGACAAACAGGUAGCCAGGACAGCCUCUCGACCCAUCGCAUCGGGGGAGAUUUCACGGAUGCAGGCGCUUGUUUUCCUCGGAGGGCAGCUGUCCCUUGCACUUGGAGUUCUUUUGUGUCUCAACUACUACAGCAUAGCUCUGGGUGCCUCUUCAUUAUCUCUUGUCAUCACAUACCCACUAAUGAAGAGGAUCACUUACUGGCCACAGCUUGUGUUGGGGCUCACCUUUAACUGGGGUGCUCUCCUCGGCUGGGCGGCCGUGAAGGGCUCUUGUGAUUGGUCCGUGUGCCUUCCCUUGUAUUUCUCUGGAGUGAUGUGGACGUUGAUAUAUGAUACAAUCUAUGCUCAUCAGGAUAAAGAGGACGACAUUAAGGUGGGAGUAAAAUCCACAGCACUGAUGUUCCAGGAGCAAACCAAACUUUGGCUGAGUGGUUUCACGGUAGCCAUGAUGUCCGGGCUGGUUGUAGCCGGGGUCAACAAUGAGCAGACCCUUCCUUACUACGCUGCUCUCAGCGCUGUGGCAGUUCACCUCGCACGGCAGAUUUACACAGUGGACAUCAACAAAGCAGAAGAUUGCUGGAAACAGUUUAGCUCAAACAGAAACUUGGGACUCUUGUUGUUUUUAGGUAUAGUUGCUGGUAAUUUGUUGAAAGAAUCUAAACAUAAUGGAAGCACCCAGAUAAAUGAGACAGUCUGCACUUAACAUAUUUAAUGUAUUUUAAAUACUGAAAUGUAUUUAUUUGAUGAUCAAAAAUUCCAUAAUUUUUAUACUGUACCAUAAAGGACGCUAACUGGUAAAUUAAUUGGGCUUUUUGCUUUGUUUUUAGCUCAAAACAAAUAAAAUAUGUGGGCUUAACAAAUCCCUGGUUUAUGAUGAUUCUCUGUUUAUUCAUGAUGGAAUAGAAAUGAAACAUUGCUGGGGGUUUUCUGGAGAUCUACUCUGCAGAAUUAAAGCACUGUGAUUAAAAAUCCUAAAACAA